AUGUUUCUACAAAUAUUUCUCCUAUUUUCCUCCGGAGUUUUUGCAGUCAAACUUCCUGGAAAUUCAGUUCUUCCAAAACUGAAAUUAACAACUGGUUAUUUGGCAGGCAAUUCAGAAGGCAAUUGGAAAUUAUUUUAUAGGUAGGAAUGAGAAAAUUCUAUGUUGAUGAAAACAAGAAUUUUUUGGGUUAAAGUUUGAUCGAAGCUCGUGAUCUACCAAAAUCAAAAGCUCCUCUUUUAAUAUGGUUCAAUGGUGGUCCAGGUUGCACUUCUUUGGGUGGAAUGUUUGAAGAAUUUGGUCCACUUUAUCCACAUUUUGAUGGUAAAACACUUUUUGAAAAUGUGAAUUCAUGGUAUCACGUAAGUGUAAAUACUCGAUAAAUUUUUGAAAAUUAAUGAUUUUUAAUUGAUCAGAAAUCAAAUUUGUUGUUUAUCGAAUCUCCGAUUGGUGUUGGUUUUUCAUAUGAUACAAAAAAAGCUAACAAUACUAAAGCCGAUGAUAUGACAACUGCUAAAAUGAACUUUUAUGCGAUAACAAACUUUUUUGACAAGUUUGAAGGCUCUGAUAUUUUUAAGAGUUUUGAUUUUUAUAUUUCAGAAAACACCCGGAAUAUAAAAAUAAUGAAUUUUUUAUUGGAACUGAAUCUUAUGGUGGAGUUUAUGGUCCAAUGUUAUCUUCACUUAUAAUUGAAUCAAUUGCAAAUAAAUUAUUUCCAAAUGAAAAUUUCAAGGGUUUGAUGAUUGGAAAUGGAUUUAUGAAUUCGAAAUUAACACAAAAUAUGCAAAUUAUUUGGGGAGUUUAUCAUGCAAGAACACAUGUUGAGUUAGUUUGGUUUUUAUCAAUUAGUUUUUAACAAUAAUAUUUAAUUUAGCGAGUGGGAAGAAAUCAAAGAAAAAUGUCGAACGAAAGGAGCAAAAGAUGUUGAUAAUUAUGAUUUUACUGUAGGUAAUUCACCAAUGAAAUUGAAUUCCGAAAACAACAAUUUUCACUUUGGGUUUUUGUGAAAAAUUGUGUAAAGCCAGAAAAUUAAUUUAAGAAUUUCAAAAAAAAUCAAGUUUGAAAUUUUUUUAAAAGUAAUUCUUCUAGGAAUUCAUGACAACAUCAAACAAUAUGGAUUGGACAGCUAAUAAUUCAACAGAAUGUGGUUUACUUAUUGACACUUUGAUUGCAAAACCAUUUGAAGAACUUACUUAUGAUUUUUAUAAUUAUUAUCAAGUUUGUUAUGUUAAUAUGACAACUACACCAGAUCCAUAUAAAGAAACUCUGAAAAAAAUCAAGAAAAAUGGUAGGAAAUUUUCAGAUUGAUUUAUUUUCUGAAUUUGAAUCGUACCCAAAAUUUGAUGUUACAGACCUAGAUUCUCGUUCGAAUUUCUUCCAAUUUAUGUUUUCAGGUAUCCAAGCCCUUCUGAAUACGUAUGGCACAAAUCCUCUUGGAAUGUCGUGUUGGUUGGAUUCUGCAUUGAAAAAAUAUUUGAAUCGAAAAGAUGUACAAAAAUCAUUGAAAAUUGAUGAAUUAUGGAGGACUCGGGAUAAAGAAUGGAAUAUUUGCAGGUGAGUUUUUGAUUGUAUUUUGGAAAAAAAUAGGUUAUUGAUUUUUGUAGCAGUGAUUUAUAUGAAAACUACACAAUGACAUAUAAUGAUAUGACUCCUUUUUUCAGUCGGAUUUUUGAAAAUAACACGGUAAGUAGAGCAAAUAUCAAAAAGGUUUUUUGAGUCCGAAUCAUCACACUGAAUGAAAAAAAGUUUUUUAAGCUUCCAAAUUUUCGAAUAUUGUUGUAUAAUGGAGAUAUCGAUACAGCUUGUAAUUAUUUGGCAGAUCAAUAUUUUGCAAGAAAUUUAGCAAGACUUCAUGGAUUCAAAAAAGUUUACAUUUGUUUUCAGUUUUUUUUUUUUUGGAAAAAUAUGAUUACAGAUAAUCAAACAUUCUCCAUGGUUUCAUUCUGAAAUGAAAAACUUGGCCGGGUUUUAUUUAAGAUAUGAAAGUCCAAACUCAAAUCGAACUAGAAUAACUUUAGAUGUUCUUACUGUAAAGGUAACGAUCUAAUCAGAUAUUGGCGAUAUCUGUUGUGUUUUUUUUCAGGGAGCUGGACAUUUUGUGCCAUUUGAUAAACCUGCUGAAUCUUAUCAAAUGUUCAAUAAUUUUAUAUUUUCACAAAAUCCGAACUACUCAAAACCAAUAAUUUCUUCAUUCUUCACAAAACUCUAA
Messenger RNA from Caenorhabditis angaria, 2206 nucleotides. The record is from the annotation of a GenBank genome assembly. Lineage: Eukaryota; Metazoa; Nematoda; Chromadorea; Rhabditida; Rhabditidae.